Molecule: messenger RNA, 1740 nt
Organism: Myotis brandtii (Brandt's bat)
Lineage: Eukaryota; Metazoa; Chordata; Mammalia; Chiroptera; Vespertilionidae
Gene: ARL4D
Product: ADP-ribosylation factor-like 4D
Exons: 1
Coding region: 591-1193 (200 amino acids)
Biological process (GO): intracellular protein transport; vesicle-mediated transport
Cellular component (GO): cytoplasm
Molecular function (GO): GTPase activity; GTP binding
Source: RefSeq, a predicted model, not a curated record
GCGAUCAGAGGAAGGCUGGCCCCGGAGCGUCGCGGGGCGUGGGGGAAGGGGUCUCCGUGUAAGGAGGGGUCGCUGUCAGCCGCCUGGGGACGUGGAGGGUGGGUGGGAGCGGGCCUCCAUCUCCCGUCUCAGCGCCCGCACCCUAACUCUUAAUUUGGGGGCGCUGUCCGACCUGCCCCUUCCCGCGAGGAUUAUCGCCUGGGGAGUAGGGGUUGCGGCGUCUGUUAGGGCACCACUAGCGGAAGAAGAGGCGCUGGAUCCGGGCCUCACCCCCCACUUCAGUGUCCCGGGACCGGGGGAUUAUCUAGGUCUCAUCGCCCUCGUUAGCGCCCCAGGGAGAGGGGAGCGGCUUUGUUACACCUGCAGCUGCUUAAGAAAAGAAAAAAAAAAGGAAUUUUAACAAGGAAGCUGACUCAGGAAAAGAUCAAGAAGUUGCACAUCACAUGUUCGUUAAACCUCUUCUCCUGUUUUCUCUCAUGACCUUUCCUUGUUUAGAUAACCCAGCUGUGGUCUCCGGAGCCUGCGAUUGCAAGGCCACCUUUGCGCCUCUACUGUGAGCCCCAACACCCACAUCUUCGCUGGAGCUCACGAUGGGGAACCACUUGACAGAGAUGGCGCCCACCCCCUCCUUCUUGCCCCAUUUCCAGGCCCUGCACGUGGUGGUCAUCGGGCUGGACUCAGCUGGAAAGACCUCCCUCCUUUACCGACUCAAGUUCAAGGAGUUUGUCCAGAGCGUCCCCACCAAAGGCUUCAACAUGGAGAAGAUCCGGGUGGCCCUGGGAGGGUCGCGCAGCAUCACCUUCCAAGUGUGGGAUGUGGGUGGGCAGGAGAAGCUGCGACCACUGUGGCGCUCCUACACCCGCAGGACUGACGGGCUGGUGUUUGUGGUAGACGCUGCGGAGGCUGAGCGGCUGGAGGAGGCUAAGGUGGAGCUGCACCGCAUCAGCCGGGCCUCUGACAACCAGGGUGUGCCUGUGUUGGUGCUGGCCAACAAGCAGGACCAGCCCGGGGCUCUGAGCUCUGCUGAGGUGGAGAAGAGGCUGGCAGUCCGAGAGCUGGCUGCUGCCACGCUCACCCACGUGCAGGCCUGCAGCGCUGUGGACGGGGUGGGUCUGCAGCCCGGCCUUGAACGCCUGUAUGAGAUGAUCCUCAAGAGGAAAAAAGCUGCCCGGGGAAGCAAGAAGAGACGGUGAUCCCAGGCCGCCCCCUCCUCACCAGUAGGGGUCUUUAUACUUGGACAGCCAGGCAGAGCCUGUGGCCCCUCACUCAGCCCCAGGGUGCAGGACCUGCCCACCUAAAUGAAGGACUGAGGCGCCCACACCGGGUGUCCUGCUUUGGUGUGGUACUGGGGAGGGGGAUGUGAGAUGGGUUGUCUACUCACACCUCCCCUAUCCUCACCUCUAGACAUGGGGCUGCAGAACUGAGGAGGCUUCAGUAUAAACUGCAAAUCUACCUCAACCUUGUUUCUUGUUUUUCUCUGGCUUUUUUAUUAGAUGUGUUUUAGGGCAAAGGAAAGUUACUUGGAGGAUGCAUUUGGUAUGGGGUACUGUCUCCCCAUCUCCCAACGGGGGAGUCCCCCCAGGCUGCUUUCCUAGCGAUGCCAGUGUCUGUGUGAAAGUGCCAAGAACCUCUCCCCACAUUUGUAGAUCCACUGCCAUUUUGUAAGCUAUGUGUGUCCUCUGUAUUAACUAUUUUUUAGCAUUUAUAAGUUAUUAAAGACUGAUGAUACUGUAUGUCUAA